AAGACGCUGGGGCAGGGCAGCUCGGAGGAGGAGGUGGAGCCCUACACCGUGACGCUGCCGCCGGCGCAGCUGUCCUCGAGCGACGAAGAGACCAGGGAGGAGCUGGCCAAGAUCGGGCUGGUGCCUCCGCCCGACGAGUUCGCCAACGGGGUCCUGGUCACCACCCCCGGCACCCCCGUCAGCCACCUGGCGACGCCCAGCACGCCAUCCGCACCAGCGGCAGCAGGAGCUCCUCCGACCGCGGGCGGAACACCCUCAGGGAAGCCCCCCGAUGCCCCCGCGGCCCCGGAGUCGGCGGCCGACUCGGGCGUGGAAGAGGUGGACACCAGGAGCUCGAGCGACCACCACCUGGAGACCACGAGCACCAUCUCCACGGUCUCCAGCAUGUCGACGCUGUCCUCGGAGAGCGGGGAGCCCACUGACACAUACACUUCCUUUGCGGACGGACAAACUUUUAUACUCGAGAAGCCACCAGUGCCUCCAAAGCCAAAACUCAAGUCCCAGCUCAGCAAGGGGCCAGUUACUUUCAGGGACCCACUUUUGAAGCAGUCUUCGGACAGCGAGCUCAUCUCCCAGCAACAUGCGGCCACGCUGGCGUCCGCCAGCAUUGGCCGGCCACGCUACCUCUUUCAGAGAAGGUCCAA
This is a messenger RNA of Meleagris gallopavo (turkey), 644 nucleotides long. NCBI's taxonomy places the organism in Eukaryota, Metazoa, Chordata, Aves, Galliformes, Phasianidae. The record is from RefSeq and is a predicted model, not a curated record.